AUGAUGCCUUAUGAUACUGCUGCAGAAGCAUGUCAUGAUGAUGAGAGGAGUGAAGCUCAAGCAAUGAAUAGGAACCGGUCGGCGUGGAUGGCUCAUUGGAUGAACACAAGUUAUAAAUCAGCAUCCCCUGCUUGCAAUCGUUUGGGGAUAGAUUGUGAGCUGAAAGAAGGAAAAAUCGACAGUGGUGCCGAACAGCAUGAUUUGCUUGGUGGGUUGGAUAGUGCUGUGCACGCUGGAGCAGUUGGAGAAACAGCUAGGGCUACAAGUGUUACCUUCAACAGUGAGGCAGACAGCGAAAAAGGGAAGAAGGCAUGCUGUGGUUCCAAAUCAUUUCCUACAAUGAUUUUUUCUGGAAAGUUGGAUGGAAAAUUGCCUCUGCAGAGGGAACAACACGGGGAAGAUGGGAAAUCUGAAACUGAACCCUGGUCUGGAGAUGACAAUGUUUCUGUCAACAGAGCUGGGACUUCCGGAGCAGGAUUAUCAUCAACACCUGCACGUGUUCCUCUUAACAUAGAAACCAUAGUAAAAGAGUGUCAAGUAUUGUCUCAAGAAGUUUUACCGACAACAGCCCUGCUGAUGAAAUCUCCGUGGGAUGUUGAACAGAAAAACCUUGCUGUUUCAACAUCACUGUGGAAUGAUUUUGUAAAAUCUUCUUCUGACGUUGUGCCAAAUGGUGGCAAAGGGAAAACUGUGAUGCCCCAAUUCACGCAUGAACCAUUUGAAAUCUGUCAAUCAAGCUACAAUUUAGCAUCCAGAGGGCGAUUCACCAGUACCAAAUAUCACACCUUUUCGUCUCUUUUAAUUAGCGAGAAGAAAAUGAGUAGCCUCUUAGAUCCUCAAAGAUCUUCUUUUUUAAGAUGGAUGCAAGGUGGUGUUACUCGUUUGCCGCAUGAUUCCUUGGCUGGUAAUGAUGAUAGAUUAUAUUUCAUUCGUGGUAAGCACCAUGAGAUUGAAAAAUAUGUUUCUAAUCCAACUUUUACGUGCCAGACUGAAUCCUCUGAGUCAGCUAAACCACACAAGCUGUGUGGACUAAGCUCUGUGGUAGAGAAAAUGCCCUGUUCUAUUCAUGAUGUCGGCUCUAUGAAGAUAUACAGCAGUUUAGAUUCAGUUGAAGAAUCGUCUAGAGGUCGUCCCAAAAUUUCCCAGACAACUCACCAUAUUCUAAUGUCGAAAAACACUGAUGUUACCUUCUCUGACAGAGAUCAUUUCUUUAGAAAGCCAGUAGCACCUAUCAAAUUCAAAGAAAACGCUAUCAAUGAGAUCCUUGAUUUCUCUCCACCCACUAGUGAUCAUACCAUGGAAGCUCUGAAGCUGGAAGCUAUAGGAAGCUCCAUAAAGAGUGAAGGAAAGAAAAAUAUCCAAGAUUUCAAAUAUCCAACAUGCCUGAAGAAUGAGUCAUCUGCUGAAACAGGUAAUAUGGACAUCGAUGCUUUACAUAAUAAUGAACUUCCUGGUGAUGUUCCAUUGCGAACAAAUAAGUGGUCCAAGGAUAGUCAAAACUCGCUCACGUCUAAAGUUGCAACAAUUUCUGCCGGAGACAAAACCAUAGCAAAGUCGUUGAAUACAACAAUACCAGAUAUAAACCAAGAGCCUCAUGAGCUUCUUACUGAUGGCAGUCCUGUGGUUGAUAGGGAUGCUAGCACAUCAAGAACCCACAGCCUUGAAUUGGAUCAGUUUCUUUCUCAUGCAGAUGAGCAUGCAAAGUCAAAUUCUGGCAAUAGUUCUUUGGGAUCAGAUCCUAGCAGCAGAUGGGUCAAACGACUCAAGUUGUGCACAUUUGGCUCUGCUCACGGGACCGAGAGUACAAGAAUUGGAGAAGUUUAUUCGCAUGAAAAAGUUAACAAUAUAUUGGGAAAAAUUAUGAAAGAUAGCAAAAUGAGUUCGGAACAGAAAAUGAUACAUCAUGCUGAAGUACAGAUGGUACCGCAUCUACCUGGAACAGUAUCAACAAAUGGCAAGUCCUCUUUAACUGAAGCAAAGAAAACUGUAGAAAUUACCCUUUCACAUCCCUGGAUUCAGAGAUGGAGUCAUAAUCGUGCUGCAUCUGCAUCUUCCCAGAAGAGGCAUGAAUUAGAGGAGCUUCGUGAACAGAAGUCUUCAAAUGCUGUGCUAGAAGAGUUUCAAAAGAAACAGUUUCCAAGCAUUGCUGCCAUGGCUCUGAUGGGAAAGGCAAUGAAUAGUUUGAAUCCCUCCGAGCUCCUGAAAAAGGGGCCAGUGAUAGUUUGGAAUAUGAAGGGUUUUUGA
Messenger RNA from Sphenostylis stenocarpa, 2244 nucleotides. NCBI's taxonomy places the organism in Eukaryota, Viridiplantae, Streptophyta, Magnoliopsida, Fabales, Fabaceae. The record is from the annotation of a GenBank genome assembly.